CUUCAUAAAUUACAGGUUGAUUUUAUUUCAGUCGUCUACAUGCAAAGGCAAGCUUCCUGUUCCGUGAAGAAGUCGUCCCCUUCAAACAACUUUUUGUCGUCCGCAGAGAAAUCCAGCGACUGGUCGUUUAUAAUCAUUUUAAAUCGAUGUCGGGGUUUUUCAUUUGCAGGAAGGACUCCAGAAUCCUGCUUCUCGUAGCCUCCAAAAGCAUCGUUUGAAAAACUCACUGGUGCUGCAAAAACCAAAAACUGCUCAUCUUCAUUACACUGAGUCAUGGAGUCGCAACAGGAGCAAGAACAGUCUCCAGCUCUCGACGAUUGCUUGAAGCUAUUGAAGGGCGAGAGAGACGAGCAACGCCUUGCUGGCCUGCUUCUAGUUACCAAAUUUUGCAAAGGACACGACACCGCUUCACUCCGCAGGGUUUAUGAAGCAGUCGGCGUUCACUUUCUCGAUAGGCUCUUGAGGACUGGAAUGGGUAAAGGAACUGGUAGUGGCGAUGGAGCUAAUAAUCGCGAUGCAUAUUUGCAGCUAUCUGUUACUCUUCUUGCUGCAUUUUGUCGAAUUCCUGAAAUCGCUUCAUCGGAAGUUAUGAUCUUGAAGAUUCCAGCUAUACUGGAAAUAAUUUCGAAAUUAAAUUCACCUGUUCUGGAAGAAUGCUAUGAAUUCUUAUACCUGGUAACGUCUUCUGAGGACGGGGCCGCAACAUUUUAUGAAUCUGGAGGCAUGAAAGUGUUAUCUUCUCAAAUGUGUUCUCUGCCAGAUGGUUCUCAUAUGAUGGAGCUUGCUAUGAGAAUUAUACAGUCUAUGCUUAAGCUCUCUCUGGACUUCACCGAGAAUAACUACCUAGCAGAGCUGUCAAUGGUGGUGGUGUCAUUAGCAAGGCAGUUUGCUGUGUUGCACAAUCAACUGAAAUUUGAAGCGCUUCACUUGCUUUCCGAGAUAUUCUCAUCAAAUUACUCGCAAUUGCUGCAUGAUGCACUGCGUGCAAUGAUAGGGAACAAGUGGCCAGAUUAUAUGCAUGUUGGUAUUGUUGCUAUUUUGCAGAACCGAGUAGCACCUGCGGAAAAGCUUCACGCCCUUAUUUUGGCUGAAUCUAUGGUGUCUAUAUUGGGGGAGAGCUGGCUGAUUGGUCAGCCAAAUUUACCUGAUUUACAAGACCCCACACCAGCUGACAGGUGUCUUUUUCUUGUCUUUGAAUCAUCAAGGGUUGAAGUUGCUGUUUUGCUCAAUGAGCUGGCCUAUUUGAAGUAUGAAGCUUCCAAGAAUACUUCAACUACUGCUGAAACUAUUCAGUUUAAGCAACGAAAUUUGGCAGUUGCCUUUUCCUUGGUAGAGAGGAUAAUAAAAUUAAUAUCAACAAUGGCUGGACAUGAAGAGGAACUCAUUGCUGAAAGCACCCUUCUGAAGGUUAUCAAUGGGCUUAAUGAGACAGUAAAUGUAGUACUGGAGUAUCUACAAGAUGCAAAGGAACAUGGACAUAAGAAAGGAAAUGAUCUUCUUGCUUCAGUUCGGGUUGUUGGGAGUUAUCUUGCAGAAACACCCAACGCAUGCAAAGAUAAGGUCAGAGAACUUUUGAGGUAUAUGUUGUCAAUUGAAGGUGAAGAUGAAUCAAGCCCUUUUUACUCUAUAUGCUUUCUACUUCCCAUGCUGUGUCAAAUUACAAUGGAGGUUGAAGGAUGUAAAGCUGUUGUUUCUUGUGGAGGUUAUAAAGCUGUGGUUGAAUGCCUUAUAAAAGUGAUUGGACCAAGUCACUAUACAGUUGAAGAUAAUAGUUGCAUCUUCUUGGCUUGUGAUACAAUUUUGAAUUUGCUUUUGAAGAAAGAGCAAGUGCGACUUUCAAUGGAUGAAUCAAAUAUUAUCGAUCUUUUGAUGGCCUUGGGCUAUUGGGCAGAGGAUGCUACUGACACAUCUGUGCUUAUGAUGGCUUCAAGUAUUUCUGCACUUCUGCUUGGUUACACAUCGGAGGAGGCUCUUCUUAGUCAUUCUAAAUUCAACAGCAGCUCACUCAGUAGUCUAUCUCGGCUAUUUGCAAGAAGUCUGGCUUUUCCUAAGCAGGACAUGUCUGAUGCUGUCAGAGCAGAAAUGGAUCUUCUUGAGAUUGUUAGCUCAGGUUUUUCACAGUGGGCUCACCGGUUUCCAAGCAUAUGUAAAGCAGUUGAGAGAAUUUCAUAGCCAUUGUUGCACAAUACUGAAGCUUUUCUAAGAAUGUAUUCUUAUGGGAAUAUAUUUUCCUUUUAAAAAAAGAUUGUCAGGCAGUUGCCUGUAUUUUGAUCUAUAUAUAGUAAUUACAGGUGUUGUAUAGUAAUGUUGGUUAAAACCAUAUUUUAUACAUGGUUAGAAUUUCUCACCUAGAAAA
This is a messenger RNA of Jatropha curcas, 2356 nucleotides long. RefSeq names its product neurochondrin family protein. The record is from RefSeq and is a predicted model, not a curated record. Lineage: Eukaryota; Viridiplantae; Streptophyta; Magnoliopsida; Malpighiales; Euphorbiaceae.